CUAGAAAAUUCUGAGAAAAAAAAAGACAAGAAUUCAGAGAGAAAAAGAAAACAAUUUGUCUGAUAAAUAUCUGUGAAAAGACUAGGGAGCUCGUUGUUUUUCUACUUUCAUUUUCUAUAUAAAUAUUUCAGGUUUGGUUGGAUUUUGGUGGCCUGUUUGUUUUUGUGGUCUUCUUCUUCUUCCAACUUUGUGUCUGUAAGAAAAUUCCCUUGUUCAUGUUUUUUUCUAUUCUAAACGGUACCCUCACAGUUUGCAGAGAUGCAGCUGGAAUCGCUGGGAACAUCUUUGCUUUCGGGCUGUUCAUAUCACCCAUACCCACAUUUAAAAGAAUUAUCAGAAACCAAUCCAUUGAGAAUUUUUCGGGAUUGCCUUACAUAUAUGCCCUUUUGAACUGCUUGAUCUGCACAUGGUAUGGCACGCCCCUGGUAUCUCAUGACAACGUACUGGUUAUGACGGUCAAUUCAAUCGGUGCUGUUUUUCAGAUUACCUACAUUGUCACCUUCAUUGUAUAUGCCGAUAAAGAGAAAAAGAUGAGAAUGCUUGGAAUGCUACUCGGAGUUUUUGGCCUACUGGCGAUCAUAGUUGCUGGGAGCUUGCAGAUAGCUGACCGAGCAACACGGUGGAUCUUUGUCGGGUUUUUAAGUUGUGCUUCUCUCAUAUCAAUGUUUGCUUCCCCUUUGUUUAUAAUAAAUUUAGUAAUUCGAACAAGGAGUGUUGAAUUCAUGCCAUUCUAUCUCUCCCUCUCGACAUUCCUGAUGAGCACUUCGUUCCUCCUAUACGGCGUCUUUAACUUUGAUGCCUUUAUCUACGUUCCAAAUGGAAUUGGAACUAUUUUGGGGAUUCUACAACUCGCGUUGUACUUCCGAUAUAAAGCGAAGUCCAUGGAAGAAUCCAAUGAGCCACUCAUGGUGUCACAAGCGUGACUCUUGCUUUCUCCUGGAAAGGUAACUUCUUCUAUGUUCCGUUUCUACGCUUCAAUGCUUUUUCGAUGGCGUGUAAGUGGAAAGUUUUUGAUGUUGAGGUGUGUAUAGUGAUGGGAUCGUUUGAUGUAUGGUUUCAUUCGUUGUAUUAUUCCGAACAUGGUCUGAUUCUUUGUCUAAACAAAUUUGUUCGUCGACACUCCGGUUCAUUACGGACAGUGUCUAGGCUUUGCAUGUAUGAGCGAAGCAAAAAUUCAUUUUGGUUUGA
This is a messenger RNA of Gossypium raimondii (Peruvian cotton), 1188 nucleotides long. Its product is annotated as bidirectional sugar transporter SWEET2. The record is from RefSeq and is a predicted model, not a curated record. Gene Ontology annotation, molecular function: sugar transmembrane transporter activity. Lineage: Eukaryota; Viridiplantae; Streptophyta; Magnoliopsida; Malvales; Malvaceae. Gene Ontology annotation, biological process: carbohydrate transport. The transcript is spliced from 6 exons. Gene Ontology annotation, cellular component: membrane. The coding region runs from base 216 to 923 and encodes 235 amino acids.